This is a messenger RNA of Rhincodon typus (whale shark), 2684 nucleotides long. RefSeq names its product zinc finger protein 229-like. The transcript is spliced from 6 exons. The coding region runs from base 462 to 2183 and encodes 573 amino acids. The record is from RefSeq and is a predicted model, not a curated record. Gene Ontology annotation, biological process: regulation of transcription by RNA polymerase II. Gene Ontology annotation, molecular function: DNA-binding transcription factor activity, RNA polymerase II-specific; RNA polymerase II cis-regulatory region sequence-specific DNA binding. NCBI's taxonomy places the organism in Eukaryota, Metazoa, Chordata, Chondrichthyes, Orectolobiformes, Rhincodontidae.
CUCGGAUCCAAGAUGGCGGCCGUUCGGCAGGAGGUGAUCCCGGGAAAAGGCCCCGGAGUCACUAACGCGGGACUCGCAGGUCGUCAAUCGAGGUUCGAAGGGUUUAUGAUGACAUUUCUAAAUCUUAUCACAAAAUACUAAACACGAACCAAACAUCAAGCCAAGAUCUUGUAGAAUCAUUCAAUCCAUCAGGACCUGAAUAUCGUCGGCUUUUGAACAUGGAAGGAGAACUAUUUGUCUUCUCUGUGGGAGUGUUUCAAACAUCAGUAUGACUGGAAAAGCGACAAGACUUGCACACUCAAGUGAGAGUGUUUCAGUGCACUGAUUACAGAAAUAGCUUUAACCAGUUACCCAGCCUGAAACAUAUAUCACACCAUUCACAGCGAAGAGACGUAUCACGUGUGUGUGGACGAGGAGUCAACUGAUCACCCAGCAUUGAGAGACAGAAGGGUAUCCAUGUCAUGGAGAAACCAUGGAAAUGUGGGGACUGUGGUAAGGGAUUCAGAACGCCAUCUGAGCUGGAAAUUCAUCGGCGCAGUCACACUGGAGAAAAACCAUUCACCUGCUUCGAGUGUGGGAAGGGAUUCUCACGUCUAUCUCAACUCACUGAACACCAGCGAGUUCACACUGGGGAGAAGCCAUUCACCUGCGCAGGUUGUGGGAAGGGAUUCACUUGUUUAAGUAACCUCACUUCACAUCAAUUUGUUCACACUGAUACGAGGCUUUAUAAAUGUUCUGACUGUGAGAAGAGCUUCAAAAGCACAAGGGAUCUACUGAGACACCAGUAUGUCCACUCAAGUCAGAGGCCAUUCUCCUGUUCUGUCUGUGGGAAGGGGUUCACUCGGUCAUCCAGCCUGCUGAGACACCAGCGAGUUCACACUGAGGAGCGGCCAUUUCCUUGCAUGAAGUGUGGGAAAAGGUUCACCCGGUCCUGUACUCUGCACAGACACCAACAAAUUCACACAGUGGAGAACCCAUUCAUCUGCCCAGAGUGUGGGAAGGGGUUCACUCAGUUGUUCCAACUGCUGCGACACCAGCGAAUUCACACAGCCGAGAGGCCGUUUGUCUGUUUGGAAUGUGGGAAGGGAUUCAUUCAGUCGUUUGAGCUGCUAAGACACCGACGAAGUCACACUGGGGAGAGGCCAUUUAUCUGCUCUCAGUGUGGGAAGGGGUUCACUCAGUCCUCCCAUCUGCUGAGACACCAGCAAGUUCAUGAGAGGGAGGCAUCAGAUGAGGAAGUGGAACCGAGCUGGCCAGUGGGCACAGCUGAACGACUUCUCCUCCGUGUGGGUGCGCCGGUGCGACAUCAGGUUGGCCGACUGAGCGAAGCGUUUCCCGCACUCGGGGCAGGUGAACGGCCUCUCGCCGGUGUGGACCCGCCAGUGCUUCAGCAGGUGCGACGACACGGAGGGGCAGCGGAAGGGCCUCUCCUCCGUGUGGGUCCGCUGGUGCGACAUCAGGCAGGCCGACUGAGUGAACGCCUUCCCGCACUCCGAACAGACGAACGGCUUCUCCCCCAUGUGACUGCGGUGAUGGGUUUCCAGCAGGUGACGAUAAUUAAAUCACUUCCCGCAGUCCUCGCACUUCCACGGCCUCUCCCCAGUGUGAGUCCGACGGUGAAACUCCAGCCGAGAAGGGUAAUUGAAUCCCUUCCCACAGUCCGCACACUUCCACGGUUUCACCGUGGACCUGGUGUCUUCAUGUCUCUCCAGUUUGAAGCCUUUUGCGCGCACACUUUGAAUGUGUCCAACCCUGACAUCAUGGAGAAACCGUGGAAAUGUGGGGAGUGUGGGAAGGGAUUCAGAACCCCAUCUGAGGUCGAAAUUCAUCGUCGCAGUCACACAGGGGAGAGGCCGUUCACCUGCUCGGAGUGUGGGAAGGGCUUCGCUGAUUCAUCGCACUUGCACAGACACCAGCGCACCCACGCCCGGGCAAGUCCUUUCAUCUGCUCCAAGUGUGGGAAGGGGUUCACCCGCUCACAACACCUGGAGACACACGGACGCAUACACACCGGGGAGAGGCCGUUUAUCUGCUCUGUAUGUGGGAAGGGAUUCACUCAGUCAUGCAACCUGCUGAUACACCAGCGGCUUCACACCAGCGAGCGGCCGUUCACCUGUUCUGUGUGCAGGAAGGGAUUUGCUCAGUUAUCCCACCUGCUGAAACACCAACAAGUUCACAAGUGACCGCAGGGAAUGGAUUCUGCUGUUUGCUGUUAAUUUGAUCCAGGGAGUUCAUCAAUUUUGUUCCGAAAGGUUUGCUGCAGAUAAAGCUAACCUUGACACUGCUCGUGGAGCCUACUGCAGGAGACUCCAAUCCAAAGAAAAUUAGAAUUGGAUGUCAUCGCCUUGAGAUAAAAGGGAAACGGAUGAGUGAAUGCACUGUUCAGUGAGUGAGCAUCGUUCACAUGGACACAGUGAGGUUAUAUCACGGUGAGGAACCAGACAGAGAUUAAAGAUGUGGAGUUGAUGCUGAGGAAACUGAUAGAAGUCCUUCACUAGUUUUCAACACAGUUAAUAAAGGAAAGUAAAUAUAAAGUGGGUUAAUCUGUAAAUCACUGCCUGGGUUUGUCGCUUUCGUUAGCUGCAAAGCCGAUAAGCUUGUCCUGACUUGUGCAGGACAUUGGUGAGGCUUCUUCUGGAGUACUGCAUCCAGUUCUGGUCAUCCUGUUUAUUAAAGAUAUUAUU